This is a messenger RNA of Bacidia gigantensis, 726 nucleotides long. RefSeq lists its product as uncharacterized. Gene Ontology annotation, cellular component: membrane. Gene Ontology annotation, biological process: Golgi vesicle transport. The record is from RefSeq and is a predicted model, not a curated record. The transcript has a single exon. Bases 1 to 726 code for a protein of 241 amino acids. NCBI's taxonomy places the organism in Eukaryota, Fungi, Ascomycota, Lecanoromycetes, Lecanorales, Ramalinaceae.
AUGGCCAUCCCCAACCCACCCGACCCCUUCCUAGAAGCCCAAACCGAUAUCCUCGAAACCCUCCGCACGACCCGCUCCCUCCACUCCUCUUACCUCCGCAUUCGCACCCUAGCUACUUCGGCAUCCUCUCCCGAACUCACUCAGGCGCGUCAAGAGUUGGAAUCCGCGCUUCGGGAUCUCAGCGCUGAUUUGCAAGAUCUCGUCGACAGCGUUCGCGCCGUCGAGGGGGAUCCUUACAAGUAUGGACUGGAUGAGCAAGAAGUUGCGCGAAGGCGGCAGCUGGUGAGGAGUGUUGGGGAUGAAGUGGAAGGGAUGAGGGAGCACAUCCAGGAAGUUGGGGCCGUAAAAGGGAAGGGGAAAGGGUUGGGAAUGACAAAUGGGAGCGCGCUGCCUCCGCCUAGUUCAUUCGACGAUCUUGAAGGUGGAAAGCAGGCGGAUGAGGAUGAAGACGACUAUGCAGCCUUUGAGCAGCAACGGCAGGUGGAGAUGAUGCACGAGCAGGAUGAGCAGUUGGAUGGGGUGUUCAAGACUGUGGGCAAUUUAAGAGCACAGGCAGAUACAAUGGGAAGAGAGUUGGAGGAGCAAGUUGGCAUGAUUGAGGAUGCUGAUCAGAUCGCUGAUCGCGUUGGUGGGAAGCUACAAAAUGGGAUCAAGCGGGUUGGAUGGGUCAUCAAGAACAACGAAGGUAGAUGGGCUGAACCUAGGACACCAAAACGCCACCGCUAA